AAUUUACACAAAGCCCUGUAUGAAGGAACUAAGUGGCGGUUUGAAGCAGGCAAAGCCAUAUUUAGCUGCCAUCCUUCUAAGAUUUGUAGCCGCUGGUUUGGUUGUGAUAGCCAAGAUUGCGUUGAAUGAAGGCAUGAGCCCACAGGUGUAUUCGCUCUAUCGUUAUUGUGUUGCUGCCAUUGUUGUAGCUCCAUUUGCCCUUCUCUUUGAUAGAAGAAGAAGACCAGAGAUGAGUUGGUGCAUGUUUGCAAAGAUUCUGCUGCUGGGCUCUAUGGACUCUGUGGUUAUCCCUAACACGUAUUUCACUGGUUUGAAGUUUGUAUCUCCAACUUUCUCCAUUGCUAUGUCCAAUGCUGUUCCUGCACUUUCCUUCUUCUUCGCUUGGAUUUUUAGGAUGGAAAAGGUUGAUAUUAGGAGAGUUUCAUCUUGGGCAAAGAUCAUAGGAACUGCAGUGACAGUGGGAGGAGCAAUGACAAUGAUCUUUGUCCGACACCCAACCUUAAGAUUUGGUUGGACAAAAGGAGCUGACUCCCAACAUCACUCAUCAACUGCUGCAAACAACCAAGAUUACCGUUUCAAAGGUGUCAUUUUGGUCACAAUUUCUUGUGUUUCCUCUUCACUUUCAUGCGUUCUUCAGGCAAUUGUGUUGAAAUCAUAUCCUGUGGGGCUGAGUCUCACUGUUUUGGUGAGCUUAGUGGGAGUUGUGGAAGGCAGUGUGAUAGCUUUGGCAAUGGAAUGGAACAACCCAGCUGCUUGGUCAAUUCAUUUUGAUUUUCAACUCUUGGCCAUCCUUUAUGCUGGAAUAUUAAUCUCAGGGCUUUCAUACUACGUUCAAGGAGUUGUAAUGGAAGCAAAGGGAGCUGUGUUUUUGACAGCAUUUUUCCCUCUAAGCACUGUCAUUGUUGCAAUCAUAAGCUCAUUCGCAGUGUCUGAGAUAUUGUCCUUGGGAAAGAUUGUGGGAGCAGUCAUCAUAAUUCUAGGUCUUUAUUUGAUUCUCUGGGCCAAAACCAAAGAUCAAGCUCUUGACAAGGCAGCUAAUGCAGUCAGUGAUGUUGCUCGGCCAACGACCAACCGUUCCGUUUGAAUAGCGAGACCCCAUCUGAUAACUAUUAUGUUCUCGGUUCUUGUUUU
Messenger RNA from Cucurbita moschata (crookneck pumpkin), 1131 nucleotides. RefSeq names its product WAT1-related protein At2g39510-like. The coding region runs from base 20 to 1084 and encodes 354 amino acids. Gene Ontology annotation, molecular function: transmembrane transporter activity. The transcript is spliced from 7 exons. Gene Ontology annotation, cellular component: plasma membrane. NCBI's taxonomy places the organism in Eukaryota, Viridiplantae, Streptophyta, Magnoliopsida, Cucurbitales, Cucurbitaceae. The record is from RefSeq and is a predicted model, not a curated record.